CAUUCUUCUCAUCUCCAGCUGCAAAAGCUAAACGACCAUGGAAAUCGCCACCGCGCGCAGCCACAACCCUAAACGGAAACGCGACGCCACCUCUCCUCCCCCACCAUACUCCAACGGUGAAACCACCACCGAAGAAAUCGACCUCUCUCUCCUCGACGCAAUAGAAAAAUCCCAAUCCUUGUCAAAGUCCCAACCCAUAGAAACCCUAGAUCCCAAAACCCUAAAAAAACUAAUCCUCUCCUUCGAACGCAAAUACAAAGAAAACAUCGAGUCCCGCCUCAAAUACCCUGACCAGCCGGAAAAAUUCGCCGAUUCCGAAAUUGACCUCCAUAACGAGCUCCACAAACUCAAAAUACUCUCCUCUGCACCGGAACUUUACCCCGAUUUAAUAAACCUGAACACCAUUCCUUCCGUUUUAUCCCUAUUAUCACAUGAAAAUACUGAUAUUGCCAUCGAUGUUAUUCAGUUAUUACAAGACCUAACCGACGAGGAUGUAGUGGAAAUGAGCAACGAGAACGAAGAGGAGUCGAUGAAGGCUCUGGUUAACACGCUUAUCGAGAACAAUGUGUUGGAAUUGCUAGUGCAGAAUUUGCAGAGGUUGUCGGAUUCCGAUGAUCAGGAUGAAAUGGCGGCGGUUUAUAACACGUUGGCGACGGUGGAGAACAUGAUUGAGGUGGAGCCGAAGGUGGCGGAGAUGAUUUGUGAGAAAACGAGGGUUUUGAAGUGGUUGUUGGGGAAGUUGAAGGUGAGGGAGUUUGAUAGUAAUAAGCAGUAUGCGGCGGAGAUUUUGUCGAUUUUGUUGCAGAAUAGUGAGGCGAAUCAGAAGAAAUUGGGGCAAAUGAACGGGGUUGAUGUGGUUUUGCAGGCGGUUGCGAUGUAUAAGAGUAAGGACCCGAAGAGUGGGGAUGAGGAGGAAAUGGUGGAGAAUUUGUUUGAUUGUCUGUGUUGUUUGUUAAUGCCUUUGGAGAACAAGGAGAGGUUUGUGAAGGCAGAGGGAGUGGAGUUGAUGAUUAUUAUUAUCAAACAGAAGAAAUUGGCUUAUGGGUCUGCGAUUAGAGCGCUUGAUUUUGCUAUGACUAAUUAUCCGCCGGCAUGUGAGAGGUUUGUUGAUGUUUUGGGGCUGAAAACUGCUUUUGCUGCCUUCAUGGGUAAGAUUCCCAUGAGCAAGAAGAAUAAGAAAGAACGAUAUCAAGAGGAGUUAGAAGAGCGUGUUAUUUCCCUAAUUGCAUCAUUAUUUGGUGGAAUUUUGAGAGGUUCAAGAAGGGAGAGACUGCUAAGUAAAUUUGUGGAAAAUGAGUGUGAGAAGAUAGACCGCCUUAUGGAACUCUAUAUAAGAUAUUCAGAUAGAGUAAAAGAAGAGACUAAACGAAUGGAUGAGCUUGAAUUGGAUGAUCUGGAGAUGGAUGGAGAUGAAAGAUAUAAUCGAAAACUAGAAUCUGGACUGUACACCCUUCAGUCGAUAGCCAUUAUUCUGGGCCAUCUUUGGUGCUCCGAGCACCCUCGAAUGAGAGCAAGGAUUGAACUAUUAUUGAAGCAGCAAAAGCUUACUAAGAGCGAUGUUAAGGAUAUACUUCUGGAAUAUCAUGAUAACAUUGGUGACCUCGAUGGACCUGAAGAGAAGGAGCGAGUGCAAGCAAGAGUUCUGAAAUUUAUAUCAGCCUUCGAACUUUCAUAGAGACCUAGUUUUGUUGAUAGGAUUGAAGGUUACUGUUGUAAAAUGGUCCAGCCCUCACACUUUCUUAGAGGCUUAAGAUGUUUUGAUAGGGUUGAAGCAUACUCUUGUAAAAUUUCAUUAAGCCGUUUAUCAAAUGGAGCCCCCAUGAAAUGGGAAAGUUUAGAAGUG
Messenger RNA from Populus trichocarpa (black cottonwood), 1843 nucleotides. RefSeq lists its product as uncharacterized. Gene Ontology annotation, cellular component: spliceosomal complex. The transcript is spliced from 8 exons. Lineage: Eukaryota; Viridiplantae; Streptophyta; Magnoliopsida; Malpighiales; Salicaceae. The record is from RefSeq and is a predicted model, not a curated record. The coding region runs from base 38 to 1675 and encodes 545 amino acids.